AUGGUGUUGGUGUUCUCAGGUGGAUUCUUUGAAGCCCUGGACUCCUCCACAGGGCCUGGGAUGUCUUUGCCCAAAUACUGUAGCAUGACAACAACCCUGAAGGCCCCUUGCUGGGACCGUGCUGCUUCUCCCUGGGACUUGUCCUUCACCUGUCCCUUUGCCCUCUGAGCUCCCUGGCUCACCAGGCACAACCUCCUCACAAGGUAUGUGUCUUAUCACCCAUGUCUCCACAUUGCUGACCCAGCAUGGCAGGAGCCUGGCUGGCAGGGAAGAGGUAGAGAUGCUGCUGACACAUGGGUCCUGGCAAGAAGGGAUCCAGAUGGCUUUUAUUACUGGGCUCAGAUAAAGCCUGCUCCAGAGGCAAGUCCCCACCUUGAAGUAUCUCCUGGCACACUCAUCUGGGGUGGCCCUGCUAUACCUGAUGUGCAUCAGCUGCACAGAGCAGCAGCCCAGCAGCACAGUGUGGCCUUGGAGGAAGAAGUCAUUCAGCUCUCACCACCCAUGGCACACUCACUGCGACCUGGGGAUAAGGUGCUGGCACCCUGGGAGGCAAAUGGACAGCGGUAUGGCCCUGGCACUAUUGUCUUGGGCUUGGAGACCAGAGACCCUCUGAAAGUAUCAAAGGAUGAAGAAAUCACUAUUCACUUCUGGAAUGGCAAGACAGCUAAAGUGCCCCUAGGUGGGGUCAGAUGGGUGCUCCCAGCUAUCUGGAAGCACCCCAGCCCCCUCCUCUGGGCCCCUUGUUGCUCUCUGCUGGGGCCGCUCACUGGAUGUGUCACCAGUGGGCUUCCUCUGGGUACUAUGUUCCUGUGCCCUCCCUGCUAUCCCCAUGCCUGCUGCCAGCUGCUGUGCCAGGGCUGCCUCUGCUGCUGUCCCCUAGCUGGAGUCACUUGGUGGCCUCUAACCCAGACCUCAGAGGUCACAGCCAGAGAACUUCCAGAGCCAGAGCUGAAGCCCACAGCUCCACUUUUGCCCCUAGCGGGUCCUAAAGAGGAGGCAGCAGUGCACAUGCCCAUGGAUGUUUCUUCUUCUUCCUCCUCCUCUUCUGAAGAAGAGGAUUUGGAGAAUGAUUUGGAGAUGGGCCCUCCCCAAAGACUGAUGGUGAACAGCACAGUCAACACAGACCCCAACCAUCCUGAGAAGUCUCCAUGGCAGAGUGGCCUCUGCCAGCUGGAAUGGAGGUACUGGAGGAGAAAUGGCCCUGAGCCGCGUCCGAGGAAACCAGGAACAAGACGUUGCAACACAUCUGGAAAGAAGAAGACAACAAACAACUGAGAACCCCAACUAUACUAGUGGGAAAUACCAAGGAGCUAGGCUGGAGGAAACCAUUACGAAGCCACCACAGACCCUGCUAGAGGAAGCUGAACAUAAAAAC
Messenger RNA from Trichechus manatus latirostris (Florida manatee), 1375 nucleotides. It is a transcript of the gene CUNH11orf16, whose product is annotated as chromosome unknown C11orf16 homolog. The transcript is spliced from 5 exons. Lineage: Eukaryota; Metazoa; Chordata; Mammalia; Sirenia; Trichechidae. The record is from RefSeq and is a predicted model, not a curated record.